AUAAUGAAAUAUACAUUGUUCGAUCAUCUCUUUCUGCAUGUAAAUUCUUGCUAUCGAACAUUACGUUAUUGCACGUCUACUGCAACUACAACUGAAUUAUGCAACUACAAAAAACUAGCAGAUUUUCCUGCAAUUUUUAAACCGAAAGAUGUGGAAAAAGGCUGGUAUGACACCUGGCAACGUAAUAAAUACUUUGCAUCAUCCAGGAAAAUGAGGAGGACAAGCAAUAGUACUCAAGAAGAAAAAGAAGCCAAAGUACCUUUUAGUAUGAUCUUACCACCGCCUAAUAUUACAGGAAUAUUACACCUAGGUCAUGCACUUACUGUUAUAAUCCAAGAUGUUUUGGCAAGAUGGCACAGAAUGAAGGGACAUCCAGUAUUGUGGAUACCAGGUCUAGACCAUGCGGGAAUUGCAACACAGGCGAUAGUGGAACGUACAUUGCAACGUACACGCAACAUUACACGAUAUGACAUGGGCCGUGACGAGUUUACACAAUUGAUCUGGCAAUGGAAGAUGGAGAAGGCUGCAGUUAUCAAACAGCAGUUGAAAGCCCUCGGCGCUACGCUUGAUUGGGAUAGAGAAUACUUUACCAUUGAUGAAAGUCACAGUGCAGCAGUGAUGGAAACGUUUGUACGGCUAAAUGAGAGAAAUCUGUUAUACAGAGCCAAAGACCUUGUUAAUUGGUCACCGGCGUUACGCAGCACAAUCUCAGAUAUCGAAGUCGAGGAUUUUGUCGUGAACGGCAAGACGCGGCUCCAAUUACCUGGCUACAAUAAUAAGAUCACUGUCGGCCAGUUGAUCAAGUUGGCCUAUCCAAUCAAAGAUUCAAAGGAAGAACUGAUAGUUGCAACGACUAGGCCUGAAACAAUUUUUGGAGAUGUAGCAAUUGCUGUGCAUCCAAACGAUGACAGAUAUUCGCGAUAUAUUGGUCGAUACGUUUUACAUCCAAUAAGAGAGACCUUUAUACCCAUCAUAGCUGAUUCUUCAGUCAAGAGAGAGUUUGGCACUGGUGCAGUGAAAAUUACACCGGCACACGAUCGCUUAGACUAUAACAUCGCCAAAAGACAUGAUUUGCCAGUUAUUAGCAUUAUUGAUGAAAGUGGCAACAUGACAGAUGCAUGCAAGGAAUUCAAGGGAGUGCCGAGAUUCAUCACACGGAAAAGACUAAUGGACCAACUAUCCGUACGAGGUUUAGUGAAAGGUGUGGAAGAUAAUCAUCGGAUGACACUGCCACUAUGUUCGCGCACACAUGAUGUGAUUGAGUAUUUGCCAAAGGAACAGUGGUUCUUGCGCUGUACGACAAUGGCCAAGCGAGCGCACGAAGCCGUGGCGAAUGGUGAAUUAAAAAUCUAUCCAAGUGAGGACGGCAUUUACGAACAAAUGUGGUACAACUGGCUCGAAAAUCAUAAAUAUAGAGACUGGUGUGUUUCAAGACAGUUAUGGUGGGGACAUCGCAUUCCAGCAUAUUCCAUAAUUCAUGGUGAUGGUAAAGAUAACGAUGAUGAUGUAUUCUCUGAUAGUAAUAGCACCACUUCGUGGAUAGUCGCACGAUCCGAAGAAGAAGCGCGUUCUCGUGCACAAGAGAAAUAUGGAAACACAGUGAAUUUACGUCAGGACCCAGAUGUCCUUGACACAUGGUUUUCUUCAACAAUUGUGCCAUUUACCACGCUUGGCUGGCCAGAAAACACGGACGAUAUGGCAAGAUAUUAUCCGUUAACACUGAUGGAAACGGGCCAUGAUAUUCUCAUGUUCUGGGUGGCGAGAAUGGUGAUGCUAAGUCUGGAACUGACACAGCGUUUACCAUUUAAAGAAGUUUUACUUCAUGGUGUCUUGUGUGAUGGCAAUGGCAAGAAAAUGUCAAAAAGCUCCGGCAAUGUCAUCUCGCCAGAAAACAUUAUCAAUGGUUGUACCUUCGAAGAACUGAACGAGCAAGCAAGACGUAGUCACGCAGCAGGUAUUCUUAGCGCUGAAGAAUUGAAGCGAACGCUGCGUGUUAAUACAAAAACGUAUUCCACGGGAAUACCAGAUUGCGGUGCCGAUGCCUUGAGACUAUCAUUAUGUACACGCAAUAUUAAAAAUCAUACUAUUAGUUUUGAUGUAGAUGAUUGUCGGACAAGCAAGUAUUUUUGCAACAAGAUCUGGCAGGCAAGCAAAUAUGUAUUAUUAAUGACAAAGGAGGAUCAAGAACGAUAUGAAAAUGUAGAAAAGGAAAGUCUGAAUGACUUAGAUCGAUGGAUCCUCAGUCGAUUAUCAUGGAUGGUUGAAACAGUAAAUAAUUCGUUUGCCGAACGAAAUUUUCAUAAAGCGAUAACCGCAAUUCGUCAAUUUCUGUAUUAUGAAUUUUGUGAUUUCUAUGUGGAGAGUACAAAAUUUGGGUUCAGAAGCGGUAAUUCCGCUGGGCAUUCCAAUACUCUUGCGAAAUGCUUGGAAGUAUCAUUACGCAUUCUUGCACCUGUAACACCCUACCUGUCGGACGAUUUGUAUAUAAGACUUGCCAAGAAGGGACUACCAGGAUUUCUGUCGGUCACCUCGUUGCUCGAGACUUCCUAUCCUAUGCCAUACGAAUUCAAGCAUCUGAGAGAUGUCGAGUUGGAGGAAAGGAUACGCGAACUCAUGGAUGUAACAAAUGUGAUUAGAAGUUGCAUGGCAAACGUAAGCAAAAAAUCAAAUCCAGAAGUUAAUAUUCUGGUUAACAAUAUUCGCAAUUACAAUUUUUAUCGGGAAAAUGUAAACCUUAUCAAAGGAGCGAGCAGAAUCUGGAACAUGCCUAUCCAUUUAACAGAAUCAGUGAAUGAUGGCAAUUUUAAUAGGAUGAUAAAAGACAAUAAUUCCGAUAGUAACAGUGCUUGCACCGUCCAAUAUAUACAUACGAAUGAUUGCUCAUUACUUAUUACAGUUAUGGAUACGUCGGUGUUGGAACAAGUUAAGAAAAAUAUAGCAAAGAAGAAUAAAUCAGAAAGUACGUGCUAAAAGAAAGAAUGUUAAAUAUGCGUGCAACAUUUAUAUCAUUUUCACUCCC
Mycetomoellerius zeteki is the source of this 3019-nucleotide messenger RNA. RefSeq names its product Valyl-tRNA synthetase, mitochondrial (gene ValRS-m). The transcript is spliced from 16 exons. Lineage: Eukaryota; Metazoa; Arthropoda; Insecta; Hymenoptera; Formicidae. Gene Ontology annotation, cellular component: cytosol. Gene Ontology annotation, biological process: valyl-tRNA aminoacylation. The coding region runs from base 4 to 2970 and encodes 988 amino acids. The record is from RefSeq and is a predicted model, not a curated record. Gene Ontology annotation, molecular function: ATP binding; aminoacyl-tRNA deacylase activity; valine-tRNA ligase activity.